UGGUAAACAGCAUCCUCACGUCAGACAAUUCCUUACCUAUCUCGUUCAGUCAGUUUUGUAUGGCAGAAAUAUAACAACACUUCCGGAUUGUGGUAGAAUCUAUUUAUAUAGACAUUAGUUAAAAUAUCUAUUAUGCGGCGUAACUAUAUUUAUGCUACUGUCCUAAGGUUGGCAGACUAUAUAUAGACGAUUCAAUUUCAGGGAGCUUCUCUUCAAAUACAGCCACCAUCUAAACCCAAGCAUCAUGGCCCCUGUGAUCCCCGACUGCGGCAUCUUCUCCACACCCCGCCGUGAACCUCGCCUGAAGGUGCUGACAGAGGAGCUAGAGCAGCAGCCCCCCCUUCACAGCCCCGGCACCCCCAGCCUCGCACAGCUGUCCCUCACCUCCCCCAAGGAUGCCCUCAAGGCCUCUGAUAUACCCACAACCUCAGGGAUCAGUACGAGCUUCUACAAGUCUCCCGCAGCCCCCAGCAAGGCCCACAAGUCCCCCAAGGAGCCCGCCCCCCGAGCCCCCCCACCCAAGCUUGUGAGCAAGAGGAGUAAGGGCAUGGAGAUCAACAGGGGAGUCGGCCAUGGAAUCAAGAAGCCCAAGACUAAAUUACUCACUGAAAAAGCGAAGAAGAAGAAGAUGGAGGCAACUGUCAAGAAGAUCAAUGCAAAGGCGCCCUACAUUCCAGCCAACAGGAUCGCCAUGAAGUCACCACCUGUGCAGCAGAAGAGAAAGCUGCAGUAUUUGUCUCCCCCGGGUGUGUCUUUGUUGAAUGGUGAGCAGCCUGAGGACUCCAUCUUGCCCGAACCCUCCAGCGGCAAGUUCUUCACCAGCCGCUCCCGUGCCGCUGCGACCGUCCAGAUCAGCAAGAACAUAAAGCUGUCAGCUAAGUAUGGAGACGUGUCCCUGAACCAGAAGGGCCGAGGCUUUGCCAAGAAGAACAUAGGGCGCCAGCUGGAGGAGAAGCUGGACCAGUACCUGCAGCAGUCCCGCCUCACCAAGGGCAUCAAUGAAGUGUUGCCGCUCCCCUCUGUGGCGAGCACCCCCCGGCCUGGCCCUACCCGCGUGCCCUCCAGCCCCUCACCCACCAAGAGGGUCACCCAGGGCAGGAAGCGUGCGCCCUCCCCCAGAAAGACAGCCGCCACCGCCACACAGAAGCAGCCCAGCACCUCCACGGAUGGCGAGCUGCAGGAUAUGGAGGCCAUCGUGAAGGAGUGGGACAAGGAGGAUAUGGAGGAAGGACGUCGGUCAUCGCCAAGAAAACAACAGCGUGCAAGUGCUUCAGAGUUUAACGAGACCCCACAGAAACACAGCGGCUUGUCAACACCCACCCGGCGAUCACCCAGGAAGAUGAUGAGGGACAGCUGUGCCUCACCACUCCGCAAGUCACCAAGGAAGGGGAUGGGUAGCAGCUGUGCCUCACCAGCCCGCAAAUCACCAAAGAAACAGGUUGCCGAGAGUCACACCCCACUCCGAGGUUCACCACGUAAACUCCAGCAUGACCAGAUGGACUCACCAAGCAAGGGUUCUCGUGCCAGCCAGGCGGUGAUGGAGGGUGUCAGUGCUUCGCCGAGGAGGAGGUCCCCGAGGAAGCUUGAGAGGCCCACCCCAAAGAAGGUUGAGAAGGAGGAGGAGGAGGAGAAGGAAGAAGGAAAGCCAGUCACUCCAGAGGCUCAGUCGUCCAAGGAAGUGAAGUAUUUCCCGAUUUUCUACCCCAAGACCAGACUUUCCGAGUGUCAUAUCCUGAAAAGUAAACAUGGAGGAAGCCUCAAGAAGACACCCCUAGGGAAGAACGACACACAGAUGAUGAUUGACGCUGGGCAGAAGGAGUUUGGGGCGCGCCACUGCCCCAUGUGUGGACUGCUGUACGAAGUGGGCAACCCCGAGGACGAGGCUUCACACAUCGAGUACCACCACCACAUGUCCGCUGCUCUCAGGCACAACGGGUGGAAGAGGGAAAACCUGGCACGGGAUCUCGACCACCUUGGGGGCCGUGUGCUGGUGGUGUCAUCACAGGACUCCCAGAGCUGGUGGCAGAAGGUGGAGGAGGUGCGGGAGGUGGUGGACAACGAGCUGGGCUUCUCCGAGAACAGCAUCAAGACCCGGGAGAACACCAAGGUCUUCCUGUACGUGCUGGAGCGCCAGGUGGUGGGCUGCCUCAUCGCUGAGAAGAUCAACAAGGCUUACCGCGUGGUGCCCCAGCAGCCACGGCAGGAGGAUUCUGGCCGCCUGGUGUGUUGCUCCCAGGCCCCCACCAAGGUGUGGGUUGGGAUCAGCCGGGUGUGGGUCCUGCAGGCACACAGAGGGAAGGGCAUUGCCACCACGCUGGUGGACGCCAUGAGGAACAACAUGAUCAAGAACCACAUCCUCUCCAUCGACCAGUUUGCCUUCUCUGACCCCACUGAGGUCGGCCUCAGCUUUGCUGAGAAGUACGCCGGGAAGCCAGAUUUCCUUGUGUACCGGCGAGAGUUCUAGUUCUUAUAAGGCAAGAAAGCAGCUGUAGUAAGGUCUUCAUAUAUCUUGUGAUUGCUUUAAAAAAUCUUAGCUGUAAAUGGAAACAUUUAUUUUUUUAGUUUUAUACCAUAGGAAGAUUUUCAUUACACUGCUGUAGUGUCAAGGUGGAAUGAAGGAGGCCCGGAGGUACCAGGGACAAUCAGUUGUAGCUGCUCACAAGGAACCUUCUCCAGAGAAAUGACAAAAUGGUAAAGAAAUUUGUGCAGGAAGUUGCUCUUUACAAAAUACUUUGGAUAAGUUUAUGUUUAGGUGUGGAUUAUUGUUCUGCUGUGAAUGAUUUAUUGCCUGGUGGGCACUGUUAUCUAAAAAAGGUGCUUAUUUGAAUCAAAUCAAUGAAGAACAAAGUAGUAAUGCUUUUGUUACAUUUUACAUUCGGGAUUGUAGUUUUAAUACAAAUAAUUUAUUUUUCAUAUAUGUACAUAAUCCAAUCAUCAGACUGGAUGCCAGAUAGUUUAUAAUGUUGCUGAAGCAAUUUCUCUCAAGCCUCAGCGCUGGGUGAGAAGGAUUUGGCUGUGACUGUAACGGCUUAUGUUAGUGGAGGAAGCUGUGUGUGUCUAGAACUGUCUGGCAGGACCUUGAGCAGGUGGCUGACAUCACACAAAUGUCUGGUAGGAUCUGAUCUUGAAGAAAGGAUUCACAGUGGCAGGUUGUCCCCACAAGAUGUAUGUCAUAUUGGUACAAACUUUACAUUUCUAUUAUAUAAUUCAUGUCUUUUCAUGUUCAAUUAUCUUGAUCAGCUCAAAAUGAAUGAAAUUGAAAUUAAGAUGCCUAAAUCAUCAUUAAUUUGUAUCACAAUUUUGUUGUUUUGAACUACAAUUUGGCUUAAUUUUAGGAUUUUUCGUAUAAAGUGAAUUCUUUAUAGCACUUGCAGUGAUCUGUGUGUUGCGUAUCCUCAGGUUAUUGACCAAUUUUUAUUUUUUGUUCAGUAGAGGAAAACUUUUAUACUGAAUGUGUCAGAGAUGAAUAAAUCUAUAAUUUUCUCCAUU
Molecule: messenger RNA, 3489 nt
Organism: Eriocheir sinensis (Chinese mitten crab)
Lineage: Eukaryota; Metazoa; Arthropoda; Malacostraca; Decapoda; Varunidae
Gene: eco
Product: N-acetyltransferase ESCO2-like
Exons: 12
Coding region: 245-2464 (739 amino acids)
Biological process (GO): mitotic sister chromatid cohesion
Cellular component (GO): chromatin; nucleus
Molecular function (GO): protein-lysine-acetyltransferase activity
Source: RefSeq, a predicted model, not a curated record